Podarcis lilfordi (Lilford's wall lizard) is the source of this 28635-nucleotide messenger RNA. The record is from the annotation of a GenBank genome assembly. NCBI's taxonomy places the organism in Eukaryota, Metazoa, Chordata, Lepidosauria, Squamata, Lacertidae.
AUGGCCACGACAUCCCACCCCCACCCGCAGCAACCUAGCGCUGCCUCGCGUUCUGCGCCAAAGCGCGCGCAGAAGCCCCAACCUCCGCACCUAAAUUCGGGCUCGCUGCAGAACUACACUUCCCAGGAGGCAAAAGAGCCGAGCGCAUGCGCGCUUCCCGUCUCCAGCAUGGCUACGGUGCUGUCACGGGCGCUGAAGCUGCCAGGUAGGGGGUCUGGGCUCGCCGCGUGGGGAAGCGGCAGGGGGCGAGGCUGGCAGCCCCCGGCGCACGGACUUGCCGAGGCGCCCCCAGCUCCGCGCUUCGUCAUGGGGAGAGAGCAUCCGGGUCCCACCUAGGAAAGGCACCCUCGCCUCCCCCCCUCCCUCGCCGCCCUUUUGCAUCCGGGUCUCAGCAGGUGCUCCUCAUCUCUGGCCCCAAAGGCGCGCGGAGGGGGGUGAAAGCUGCGCGGGUUGGGAGGUCGGGGAUGCGAUGCGAAAGGUGGGGAGUGGCGGGAGGGGGUCGUGAUGAUGAAGCGCGCCUCCAGCUGCUCCUGGGGGAGGAAAGGGCGAAGGGAGGGGGUCGACUUGGGGUGGAAGAAGAAGAGGGAUUACUGGUCCCAGGAUGGGUGGGGGAUGAUGGGGAAACUGUGUGAGUCAAAUUGGUGUUGUUCUGCUGCCAAGGAAGAGAAAUGGGAAUGAGGUCGAAGCAGUCCUCUACGCUCCCCAAGGCUCCCCAGCGGUAAACCUUCGGUUUGCAUCGAAGUAUCAGCCUCCACUUUUAUUUUUAUUUUUUUUAAGUUGACAUUUCACCAUGAAUUACAUCUGUCUGAGAGUUAGACACGACCUACGUCUGGAGGAGGAAAAGAUAACAAGGACUCGAACCCAGUACUGGUUUGAGCAGUGCUGAAUGGGUUGCAGCUGACCUAAGUAUCAGGCUUUGGCAUCCUUUUCUUUAACUUCAGGAUGUUUGCCUGUAAUUAAACUGCUAUUUUAAGCUCUUCAUAGCUGAGCCAGGCAGCUCAUUGUGCCACGUACAAAGGUUAAUUAAUAAUACUUUUUUUGCAUCUUGGUGUAUGUUGCCCAGUGGGUUUUUUUCCUGCUCCUGUCAGACCGAUUAACCUGUUUGUCGUCUUCUGCAUUUUAAUUGGUGCAAUGUACUGACAAUGAGUUGAGUCUAAGCUAAGUUCAUUAUAUCGACAGAGCAAGUCAGUCAUAACUAAAAGAGAUGUCCCUUUGAUUGCAGGAAAAAAUCAGUGCAAUUAAUUUAGGCUGGAUUCAACCAAAUUGCUUUAAGUUAAUUGAGCUUUGAAUACGAUUCCAAGUAAACAAAAACUAUUUUCAUAGUGUUUCACAAAUGCUUCACAUCCAUCAUUUAAACCAUUUAAACUCUGGUUUUCACAAGCAACUUACAGGCACCCCAGAUUCACAUAUACAUAUUUAUAUGGACAUUAAAAGCUUAGGUGUAUAUUUCCCCCCUGUGACUCUUGCCAGUGGGGUCUUGCAUAUUGUUGGUGCAUUUUAAAUUUUAAACAAUAGUGGCAGUGCCAUAUUUAUUUUUUAAAAUAUGAAAUAACAGAAACCAGUUAUCUGCUAUAUUGCAGACCCAUUAGUGAUUUUCAAAUACACAGCUAUUUCAAAAGCAUAAAUUACAAACUAAAGUAUUGGAUUUUUUUUGAUGUAACUAGAUUGUUGUCUGAUCCAGAAAAAUCUUAAGCAUUUGAUUCCCCACCCCAUGACAGUCCUAUGCAGCUUUGACAUCUUAUACUGGUUUAGAAUUUGAAAAUACUUUUUCCAGCUCUGGGACUUGUGGUCUGUAAGACAAGAAGGGAAGCUGAGCUAGAAGAGAAGACAGUACAUGUGACAAAAGUAAGAAAUGUAGAAGAGAGCCCUGUCAUCUCUUAUGCUGGGCUUUGGCUAAUAACUCUUCUGGCUCACUUUCCUUAUGUUUGCUUGGACAUAAUCCAACUUCCCAGCAAAGUAGUACUCUAGAGAGGAGAUGUGGCACUUUUCCAUUGGUUAGUAGAGGCCAUAACAUUAUCCACAUGGCCCCAUCUCAGUUGCUUACUCAUCUACCAGAAAGCCUUGCUAAGGUGCUCCUUUUUUAUCUGAUUUAAAGGACAAUGUGUUCUCCUUUGUAGCUAAUGCUGUCCUUGCCUAGUAGUUAGCUGUCCUCUUACUAGCACACUCCUACAGUGGGUGUGUCUUCCCUGUUUUUGCCCAAUUGUCCAAUUUACUCCUGAGUCCCACCCUGAACUCAAACAGCUGCUCCAGAAGGAUACCAUGGUCAAUGGUACCAAAAGCCACUGAGAGUUCGAGAAUUAACAAGGACACAUUUGCCCAUCUCUCUCCCGACAGAAGUCAUCAUACAGGGUGACCAAAGCAGCUUCUGUGCCAUUCUCCCUCUGACCACUCAUCGUUGUCCCACCACCAGUCCUCAGGCUCUGAGCCUUCUACCCUACCUGGUUUCCCAGCUGCUUUCUCCCACCAUAUGUCUGUAUCCAACCAGUUCAUGACACUUAUGUUAUAAAUGCCUUAUAGCAACAGGUAUAGGCAAUAGUACACGUCUACUGAGUUCAGUGGGAAUUGCUCCCAAGUAAGUGAGUAUAGCUUGAUUGUAGCUUGAUUCAUUUCAUUUCAUUUGAUUUCAUUUCAUUUCAUUUCUAUCCUGUAGGCUUAGGGAGGCUUACAGUGCCUUAACAUUUCUUUCCACUUGCCCUCUCUCACCUUCUUACAACCUACCUCCAUCCACCUUUCCCAUUAAAACAAUGAAUGCAAAUCUUUAAUUAAAUGUGCCCCUCCCUCCCUUUUCACAUAUAUUGAAAUAGAAAAAGAAAUCCACACGCCCCUCUCCUUCUGCAUGCAGCCUAAAUUCACUCCCUUUUAAUUAAAACAAAAACAAAAAAACCCUGCAGCUGUACUAGAUAUACAGGAGAAGGGGGUUUAAUUCCUAUUCCUGCGCUUUUUGAAGGGAGAAAAAAAAAAAAGCUUCACAAAUAAGUAAGGCAGUUGUAUCUCCUCGACAGAGUAUAAUCGCCUUUCUUGCACACGCCUUUUUCUCAUCUUAUCAAGGCAAGGCAGUGCAGCAACUUGAAUGAAUUGAAAAGCGUUAUCAGCUAAGGCAGGGUCUGCACAUGCUGCAGAAUAAGAUUAUAGGAAGAGUUGUAGCCCAGCGCUUCAUAGAAUUGUAGAAUUGUAGAGUCAGAAGGGAACCCAAGGGCAGCGGUGGAGGAAGCCCAGGGGCGUGGUGAGCCACCCAUAGGGGCGUGGUGCAUCGCAGCAUCUCCAAAGUCUGCCUGCCUCCUCCCACUCAGCUGCCCUACAGCUGGAGGGGGGGAGGCAGCGGGUGGACCAUUUGGGCAGCACGGGGCCUGCGCACGCCCAAACCACUGCAUCUUUCCCAGGAGGCCCCGCGGUGAGUGCCACCCGGCAUUUUGUCACCCCCCUCAGUGGUGACACCCAGGGCGGCCUGCACCCACCGCACCCCCCCUUCCUCCGCCCCUGCCCAAGGAUCAUCUGGUCCAACUCCCUGCAAUGCAGGAAUCCUGUCCGCAGCAGUCCAUAGCUGGGCUCGAACCACCAGCCUUCUGGUUAACAGCCAAGCGCACUAACUCACUGUGCUACCAGCCCUGCCAUGAGAUGCCAGGCAUUGAACCUGGGACUUUCUGCAUGCAAGGCAGAGCCUCUCUCAGGGAACUAUAAAAUAGGCGGGCCACUUAAGGCAUCAACAAAAAAGAGAGCACAGAUUUGUGUAUGCUAAUUUAGACAUAAUUACUAUAAUUUAAAAAUGCAAUGCAUGUGACCUGUGUGCCUGCUCAGUCUGCUGUCUAAGUGUUAACCCUGCUGUCCUUUCUUGUGAUUCUUCUAUAUUUAAACUGGACUUGCCUUUACUUGCCAGACUGCCCUUUGUAAAAGUCUUAACACAUGAUAACCCUGCUGCAAACUGCAUGAAUGAAUAAUGAUCAUUGUUGGCAUUCAUCUAUCUCGGGAGACAAUGGAAAAGUGUGCCUUUGUGGGUGAAGUCAAACUGUUGGAAGGUUGCACUGCAGUGCCUGCUGAUGCUGUAGAGGCCGAUACGGGAGAGACAUGUUUUGAUGCAGCUGGGGCAGAUGUGCCGAUGCAGAUGUCCCAUGGCGUUUCCUAUCUAUGUGUUCCUCCCAGCAGUCAAUCCUUCUCUGGUCACUGCUGUGGAUACACAACCUGACUGUCUCUCUCAAAGCACUGUGGUCGUGUGCAGGGGAUUCCCACAUGGCAGGGUUAGUGUUGCCAGCAGUCGUAUCAUGCUCAUUAUGUAAAAAACUCCAUGUGAUCAGAAAAGUAACACAACAGGGAGUUGGCUGGGUUAGAACUUUAGCCUUCUGUGCUUGCCUGAAGGGAAAUCUCCUGGCAUAACAGUUUUGAAGGGAUGAAUGGUUAGUAGGGAAGGGAUGCACACAUUGGAUAAUUGUUUUCAAAUCUGAUUUUUAAAAAAGUUUUAUUUUCAUUUUUUACUAGGGGAGCAAUCCUAAUUCCACCCACACCUCCCACCUGGGAAGGGUGACUACUGUAUCCUCAAUCUCGCUGGCAUAACAGCCAGGGUGGAAGGAAGGGACGGGGAGAUAAUGGUGUAGCGAUCAAGACUGGAUCAGUCCCAAUGCAGUCUUGAGAUGGCAGUGGUGCCAGUUCAAGAUCCAACAGAUUCUAGGAUGGCUCAGUUCUGCCCCAUAAAGCCCAAUUUUAGGGGGAUUUGCUGGCUGUUGCCAGCAAGGAGGCUACCUCUUCUGUGGGCAGAAGAGGGAGCUCUGUGCCAGCAGAAUCACACUGGCAACACUGCAGGCAUCAGGAGGCUGAUGGAGGCCAGCAAGGCUGGGGUGUGUGGAACAUAUCUUCCCCAUCUACCUCCACCCUCCAGUUUGGCCAAAAGGAUGGAUUGCUCUGUAAUUUGUAAAGUAAUAUGAGGUAUUCACUGGUAGUCAGUGGAUUGCUCUGGCUCUGGACUGCUGAUAUGAACCAAAUCUUCUGUUUUUGGAGAGCAUCAUAAAUCCAGACUCCGUACUUUGCUUGGAACAGGACUGCUAUGCCUUCUGCCAGAGAAGUAGCUGGUGACAUUAACAGGAUGCAAUUAGAAUGACAGUUUUCAGUCUGUAAAUAGUUAUUAAUGGUAUGGAUUAGAGUAUCUCUUCACUCUUAGUGAACAUGCAAAUAAGAAAAGAUAUGAGUGAAUGCUCAGUCAGCACUAGUCUGUAGAAUAAUUUUCAGAUACGAGUUGAGAUGGAUGCUUGCCAAGUCUGGUUGGAGUUUGUACAUGAAAUGGGUGGGUUCCGUCUUGUGCUUUGGUUCAGGCAGCAAAGGAUGUAUUUGGGGUGGUCCUAGGAGUUGUUUUUGGCAUCCACACCCAUGCUGUUUGGCUGCUCUGGAGCAACAGGGUUUCUCGUACUAAAUCUAUGCUUGGUAACACGUGCCUUGAAUGUGCAGGAAGUGGUAGGAUGCUGGUCGAGUUCUUUGAGCCCUGGUAGAAUGUGCAUCAAAUGGCUAACUGAAAAUCUCUGCAUGAUCAGGGAGUUAACUUGAGGUUGAGUAAAAGAUAACAUGCAAAAAUUUGAACCGUCAGGCUGUCUUCCUCACCUGUGUUUCAUUCCAAGCAAAUUGGUUAUGUUAAAAUCACCAUAGUCAGUAUGUUGGUUGGGCAGAGGUGCAGGAAGUUUACACUAGAAUUAGUGACUAAGGUUGAUGCCUUCAGAGUUGCCCAAUAUAAGUGGUCAAAUGGUGUGCAGAUAAAACAACUUGAGGGUCCCCAAAUGUACAACUAAACAGAAAAUGAAGGUACUGAUUUGUGAGAAUAGGAAAUUGCAAUCUUCUGUCUCUUUCUUUUACACACACACACUCUGACACACACUCCUAAAAGAGCCUCAACUAAGCCAAAUAGCUAGCCUAAAUGAAAAGGAGGAGGUAGUUAAAUACAUUGAAAGUUAGGGAUUUUCUUUGCCACCGUGGUUGCUUUGCAAGUAGGCAAGGUAUGGUUUUGUUCUUGAGCAAAAACAUUGUUGUGGGGGACAGAACUUUGGCGUGCGUAGGUUUAAGCAUAUAAUAGCAAGAGCACAGGGCUUCGGAAAGCAGAACGUGAAGGCAUUAGAAGUAAUUAGGCAAAUUAUGUUGUAUCUUUUCCUUUUUUCCAGAACUGUUGAGCUCUGCCCAUUCCUUCCCUUGCAUUUAAUCUUCAGAAAUGUAGAGGGGAUUCUUCCCACUGUCUUCCCUUUUUCUUUCCAUUCCCCUGAAAAAUUGCCUCUCUGGAAAACAGAUCCUUUUUAGGGGAUCCAAUGAUGCCAGAGUUCAUUUAACCUCCCCCUUCCCUGAAACUAUUAUUAUUUCCCCAAGUUUCUUACCUGCCAGUUUGGAAACUACAACUGGUUCAGACAGAUUGCUGAUGGGGAGCUGCAGGUAUGGUCAUGUAAUACCCAUCAUUCUAGCACAUAACUGUGCUGACUGCAUAUGCAUUUUGGAGCCCAAUUCAGAGAACUGGCCCUAACCUAUAAAGCCCUGCACUGCUUAGGACCUUUGUACAGUGGUACCUCGGGUUAAGAACUUAAUUCGUUCUGGAGGUCCGUUCUUAACCUGAAACUGUUCUUAACCUGAGGUACCACUUUAGCUAAUGGGGCCUCCCGCUGCCGCCGCGCCACUACUACAUGAUUUCUGUUCUCAUCCUGAAGCAAAGUUCUUAACCUGAGGUACUAUUUCUGAGUUAGCGGAGUCUGUAACCUGAAGCAUCUGUAACCUGAAGCGUAUGUAACCUGAGGUACCACUGUACUGCUCAAGACCCGGAUGCCUCUCUCAGCAUGAACCUACCCAGACCCCAAGAUUGUUGUCUGAUGCCCGUCUCCAGUUGCCCCUCCCCAAUAAGUCCAGAGGGUGGAGAGGUUUUUUUUUUUUUUGCCCCCACAUCUGGAAUGGACUUCCCAGUGAUUUCCACCCUGCACCACGAUUUUUUUUUAGGGGGGGGGGCACCAGGUUUUAAAAAAACCCUUUUCCCAGGCAUUUGAUGGUAUGAGAUAUGCUGGUUCUGCCCCUUGAUUGCAGAUUUGUACCGUUGAUGGUGCUUUGUACUGUUACAAUGUUCUAUGUUUGUUGGUUUUAAAAAUGUGUACAUUUUUAAACAAUUGUGUGAUUUGCCCAGAAACCAUGAAGUUUUAGGUGACAAACAAACCAAAUAAAAUAAAUUCUCUCCCCAUGACUGAGAGCCAGUGUGAUUAUAGAGGUUAGAGUGUUGAACUACUAGGACCUGGCAAACUAGGGUUCAAAUUCCUACACAGCCAUGAAGCUCAAAAGGUGACCUUGGGCCAUUCACUAUCCUAAACCUAGCUACCUUCUUGGUUUUUUUGUGAGGGGGGGAAUGGGAAAGGGAAAGAACCGGGUGUGCUACCUGGAGCUCCUGGGAGAAAAGGUGAGCAAUGAAUAUGUAUCGCAACAUCUCUCUCUCCUCAGGCAAGAAGAGCCCAGACCUUGGGGAGUAUGACCCUCUCACUCAAGCCGACAGCGAUGAGAGCGAAGAUGACUUGGUGCUCAACAUACAGAAGAAUGGUGGCGUCAAAAAUGGGAAGAGCCCCCUGGGGGAAGUGCAGGAUGUGGACUCGGAUGCGGAGGUCGGGAUGACGAAGCAGCACCUGUCGGAGGGUCUGGCAGAAGAGUACCCCAGCGAGGCCGCCAGUGGUCUGGAGCAGAAGACCGCCAACUCCAUGAUGCCUUACGUGCGCACAGCUGUCUUCUUGCUCACCGUGGUCAUCUCCAUGAUCCUCGUGCUGGUGUGUGCUUUCCUCAUUCCUUGCCCUCCGAGGGACUUGCACAAUACCUGGAUUCGCAACUUGGGCCAGGAGGCGGGUAAGUUGCUUCUGGAACACUUCCCUGGCUUGUGGGAUGCGUGUCCUAGUGGGAUCUGAUGGGGAGUGAGGAGAACUGCAAGCGAAUUGCAGCCCACUAUCCAUAUGUAGAAAGCUCAUGCCUAAUGAAGGAAAUAGCAAUCAAAGACCGGUAGAAGAUGGAACGAGGAAAAGAUUCUGAAAAUGCAAGAUUCAAACAUUAAUUAGAAAUCCAUAAUGCAAAUUUACUUAAACAUAUUUAAUUUAGAUGCUAGAAACAAUUUGUAAAGUUUUGGGCUGGGUUUCAAAGGCUCUAUUUAGUUGAACAUCACCAUGCGUUAAUGGUUAGAUAACAGAACAACAACAACACAUGCUUAUCUUUUAAAAGUGGUUGAACCUCACAUGAAAGAAUUGAUUAAAUUUGAUGAUUUGAAAAGAGGAAUCCCAUCUGAUGAGUUAAAUUGCUGAUUUAAGAUACUUUAAGUCAAUCUACCCUCCUAGGAGAUUAAACAAUUAUCCAGCUUUAUUUUCACCACAAAAAAGUAAAAUAAAUCCAUGCUGAUUUCACUUGUCCCACUGCCUAUCCCUACAGCUGGUGAUACUACUUUCAAAUGUUAUUAUUGUUGUUGUUUUUUUGGAAUGUGGAGUCUUUUUCUCUUUGAAUCACCUUGUUUCCCCUUUAGAAUCAUAUCAGCACUGUCAAAAGUAAUUCUGUACAUACUACCUUUUUGUUCUGAAAUAAGCAGUUGUAUAGAGCUGUGAGGUUCUAGAAAGAAGGACAAGUAUUUGAAGUAAAAGAUAUCUUGCAGCCAUAUCAGGGAUGGAAACAACCUUUGAAGCAUCAUGGCUCCUGUGUCUGGUCUCUGUUUGGCCCUUUCAGAAUCUUGAACCCCAAACCAGCUCUGACAUACUGUUUUCCUCUAGUGUCCUUUCCUUUUCACAUAGAAAUAUAUAUUUGGGGGUGUGUGUGUGUGUGGAAAUCUAAAUACUACAUUUCAAAAAUCCUUGCUGAAUUUACUCUGGAUGCCUGCCUUGCAUCUCUAAAUUUGCGGGAACAUUUGACUGACUGAAGAUAUUCUUUGUCAUUGAGGGCAGCGAGGACACCUUGUUUUCAAAAUGGGGGCCAAAGAGUAUUAGAGCUCUCUCUGGACUGCAGCUGUGGCAGGGGGCAACUCAAGUCACUUAUUCAGGAAGUAUUUCUGAAUGGACAUACCCUUCGAAAUCAAUGACAAUAACCGCAGGUUGUUAAUGAUGGAGGUUUCUUUAGGUCGGGGUGGAGAACUUGUGACCUUCUAGUUAUUGUUGGACUCCAACACCCAUCAGCCCUUGUCAGCUUGGGGAAUCGUCAGGGCUGAUGGGAGCUGUAGUCCAGCUUCCUCACCCCUGUUCUUGGUCAUACUUGACCAACUUAUCUAGAUGGGAAGCAAUUUCUAGAAGAGUAACUUGUUUCACAUUAUCCUUUAGGUGGAGUACUGUUUCCUCCAGAACUUUUUGACGUAAAUGGUGAUGGUCUUCCUGACAUCCUGCUCUCCUUCACAGCUCUGAAAAACGCCAGUGUGUUGGGUAAGCAUUCCAGAUGCCCAUAAGUAACCCCAAAUUCAAUUGCACAAGAUUUCUCUUUGUUUAACAUUUGUAUCAGGGGCCAGCAAAUUUUUUCAGCAGGGGGCUGGUCCACUGUCCCUCAGACCUUGUGGGGGGCCCGACUAUAUUUUUUUUGGGGGGGGGGGAUGAAUGAAUUCCUGUGCCCCACAAAUAACCCAGAGAUGCAUUUUAAAUAAAAACACACAUUCUACUCAUGUAAAAACACGCUGAUUCCUGGACUGUCCGCGGGCCGGAUUUAGAAGGCUAUUGGGCCACAUCCGGCCCCCAGGCCUUAGUUUGCUUACCCAUGAUUUAUACUAUCAUGCUGUACAAUUCAGUUCUUCGCUUGACUCAUGCUGCUUAGAAAUUGAGAUAUCACCCUGUGAGUUUAAUAGAUAUGAUUGCUCCAUAUGUGAUACACUUCUUUUGAUUUUUUUAAAAUCAGUUGCUUUAAAAAGAGAAAGCAAUCCACAUUCAUUUCCCACUCAUUUAUGGAACUCAGCCUGCAAGGGCACUGUCAAGCAGAGAUUUUGUUUGAGAUUUAUCACCUUUUUACAAGCUGUCCAAGUGUUCUGUGCUUUACCAGAGAAAGACACAAGCAUAUAAGAUAAGGCUCCAUCCCUGAUCCAUUCUUAGUAUGAACUGAACAGUUUAUGUGAGGGUUGUGCUUGAGCACAUGAGUAAUCCUAUCCUUCAUGCCCCACUUGAGCACCCAGACUCAUCACCUUUAGGGCAGCCUUCCCCAACUUGGCGCCUUCCAGAUGUUUUGGACUACAACUCCCAUCAAUCCCAGGCAGCACGGCCAUUUUGAACAACAAUCUCCAUCGGUCCUGGUACUGCCUAGUUGAGCACUAGAAGUUGAGCAGAUAAUGUUACUGGUUCCAUGCUGUGGAACACUUUUCCAGCGGAGAUUCAGCAGGCACCCUUCUUUUGACUUUCAGGUGUCCCUUGAAGACUGUUUAAUGCCAACAGGCCUAUGCAGUUCUUCAAAGUGCCCAUUGAGUAGCCUGCCAUUUAAAUGGUUGCUUGGUCCUGCUUUUAAAUAUUUUUAAUGUUGCUGUACACCGCAGGAGGGCAGCAUAUAAAUCCUUUCAUAAGUGAAUACAUAUUUAUGUCUUGUGCUCUUGUGCUUGUGCCCUGCUUCCAGGUUUCCUACAGGCAUCCUGUUGGCCACUGUGAGAACAGGAUCCAGGCCUGAUCCAGCAGACGCUUCUUAAGUUAUAAAACAAAUAUAAAUUAAACUGAUCAACUGGAUGGAAGCUGUGGAGUUGCCUUCCCCAGCUUAGUGCCAUCUCACAUGUUUGGGACUAAAACUCUCAUCAGCCCCAGCCAGCACACUGGGAGUAACAGCUGAUGGGAGUUGUAGUCUACAGGCCACCAGGUUGAAGAAGACUGUCCUAGACACUGUGAGUCUUUAGGAAACACAACCAUUAAGUGGAUUGGCAGGGCUGUAACCAGGACUAUAGUACACAGCAGAGAGUGUGCAAGGUAGAUAGUUGUGCCUCCUUUUAAGAUCUGGAUGGCUAAUGUGUUGCCCUCCAUUGAUGCUGGACUACAACUCCCAUUAUCCCUGAUCAUUGGCUCCUCUGGCUGGGGAUGGUGGGACCUGUAGUACAGCAUCCUCCAGCGAGUCACAGGUUAGCCACCACCUCUGUAGAACUUCACAUACUCUGUUCAGAAGAAGAAGAAAACCCAACCCCUGCCAGAGACUUUAAGCUGCAUUUUAUUUAUGCAAUUAUUCAAUAUAAUGAAUAUUUAAACAUUCAUAAACUGUACUUAUUCAUCUAAGGAAAACCGAGACAAGCAGCAGAGGGGAAAGAGCUGGAACAAAUUUCAUUUCGAUUGAUGUGGGGAAGAGGGUUUGAGGCGGGCCCUUUCCCUUGGGCCUCUGCUGCCUGCCUGAGGAUGAAUAAGCUUGUUUUCUUAAUUAUCCUAUAAUUGACACAGUAGUUACAAGCUGCGAAGAGAACGGCACCCAAACUUGCAACUAGUUGCACACGAGAAAACCUGGAAGUGCUCAGUCAGUGCUGGCCAACACACAUUUCCUUGGAGCCUCUCUUGUACUGCAGCCCUUUCUUCCUGGGUGGUGCAAUCCUGCACAUGUUUGCUGAGCGGAAAGUCCCACAGAGAACUCAGGAUGGGCCCUUAUACAUUGCCUCCCCAAAAGAAGAAAUGCAUGAUAAAAUAAUGGCGACUAAGAUUUGCAUGAUAUUUCCGUAGACUAAUGUUAUAUGCCUAGAUGCCAAUUUGAAAAGAAUUGCUGUGAUUUCAAUAGAAAUGCAAUACAUUACAUCAGAGUGGGGAAUCAUAGAUUCAUAGAAUUGUAGAGUUGGAAGGGACCCUGAGGAUUCUCUAGUCUUACCCCCUGCAAUAGCAGGAAUAUGCAGCUGUUCCAUACAGGGAUCGAACCUGCAAGCUUGGCAUUAUCAGCACCAUGCUCUAACCAACUGAGCUAUCCAGGAAGACUCUGACCAGGUCAUCUGUAUGCUUGCUCAAUCUGUGGUCCAGUGGCUAACUGUUGACAGGCAAGUUGAUUGAUUGAGUUUACUUAUAUGACGCUUUUCUACACUGAGCUGUACCCACAGCAGCUCUGAGCAAACAUUCAAAACAUCAAAAUACAAAGGAUUGAAGAUAGAAAUGAACAAAAUGCAGAGCGUGUCAGUAUAUUCAGAAAUGGCAAAAAUCAACAAUUAAACAAAAGGAGAAUAAAUUCAAUAUUACACAACCAAAUCAACGUUUAAAAACAUAAAUACAAAGCAAAGGAGAGUUAACCAACAAUAAAGUUUCUGAUACUGGUCUUGCUGCACUUCAGCAAAUUACACUUCAGAGGGGAGUGGUAGAUGACAUACAACUUCUAGGCCUCUGUUCCUCGGUCUUCUGAGGCGGGGGUCAGUUACAUUUAUUAGACAUUCUAGUACUUUCUGUCUCUUUUCAUUCAACAGUAAAAUAAAGAACAGUCAAAUGAAAUACAAUGAAGUGAGGCAUAACACAAACAUAAAUGGAUAUAAUAAACCCCUAGCAACUUGAGCUUGCUUAGUUACAUGUAGCCACUUGCUAAAAUGCAAAAUGGAUUUAGCUUCCUUAACAGAUUCUUAAAACCAAUAGCAUUAAAAAAUGGAACCAUUGCUUCAGAAAUAAAACCUGCAAUUUAAAAACGUUAGGGAGCCAUAAACCAUCUGAUAUGUGGACAUGCCCACCAUAAUUAAAAUAAAAGUUUAUCACAGACAUAUAAUGUAAAAUGCCACUCAUGUCACUCUGCAAGUAUAUGUUGGUGGUGCUGUGAAAUAAAUAUUAAUGAUUAAGAUAGCCAAUAAUUGAUGUUAGCUCCUCUUUCAUCUUAUUUGUCUUUAUCUUUAAACUGAACUUCGACCUUUCAAAGAGAGGACACAUGGCCACCUUGCAUGAUCUAGUAAUUGUGUUUAAUAUUGCAGCCUUAGGCUGCCGAAGUUUGCACACAUAUUUGAGAGUUAGUAGCUCAGUUCAACUUACUUCUGAGCAGACAGGUAUAGGAUUGCAUUGUAAGUAUCAUAGGGACACCCAGCUGAACUGAUCAAUAAUGUGAUGGGGAUUUGAGAUUAUUCAAUAGCUGUAUCUGAAACUGCUGAUUAUUCAGUAGCUUUAUCAGAAAGGUGGGAGCAAAGGUAAACGACAGGUCACAAAGAGAUCGGACUGCCUUUUUUGUAUCCCUCCCCCCCACCCCAGGUGUCUCUAAGCCAUGGGUGACUGUGAUGGCCCUAUCAGGAAUGAAUGGAAGCACCUUGUGGUCCAUACACGUUAAAGAGGAGAUUCGGAGUGUGCAGUGCAAGGGUGUAAACUCUGUGUCCCCAUCAGAGCCUGUCUGUCUCAUUACUGGGACUUCUAAAUUCCUCAGCCUUCUGAGAGCCUCUUCAGGUGAGUCCAACAAGUGUGAGUGCAUAAUUAACAGAGAAAUAGCUUGGUCACCAGAGCUAACAAAGCCAUAAAAUUGGACUGCAGUUGUUGGGCAACAAGUCCUUCAGUUCUUAACAUUCAUUUAGGCUGUAAUGGGAGCAAGUCCCAUUGAAUUUAAUGGGACUUACUUUUGAGUAGACAUACCUAAGUUUGCACUUCUAGUGUAACAUGGCAAGUGACUGAUGUUAUUUAAAUACUAAGAGUCGUUAUGAGGAAUAAUUGGCAGCUGCUGGACUUUGUCACACUGCAACCCCUUAAACCAGGGAUGAGGGACCUGUUCCAGAUGUGCCAGAUGUUGUUGGACCACAACUUCCAGCGUUCCUCAGCACCAGCCACGCUGGCUGGGGCUAAUAGGGUUAAGGUCCAACACCACCUGGCAGGUCACAGGUUUUCCAUCCCUGAUCAAACUAUGAACGUGCUUAGGGUUGCAAUAUAUUUAAUAGGUGAAUUGGCCAGAUCAACUUGUAAAGUUGAUUAAAAGUAUAAAGAGAAGCAUUUACAGAAUAAAAGCUAGGGUGGCCAGAUGUGAAAGAGGAGAGAGCGUUUGCACCUUUGAGGGUUGUGUAGAAGAGGGAAUUUUAGAAGCUAUUAAAAAUAAACAUGCCUUGUCCUCAUUUGCAUCUGGCCAUACAAUAGCAAGCAUCGUCUUAAAGGCAGUUUCCUCUUCUUUCCCAUCAGCCUUGGAAUCAACGACUUCUCUAAGAUGAUGCCUACUUGCUUUAUCUGCAAGCUGAGAAAGUAUAUGCAUGUGUCACAUAACUAUUGUUUUUAUGCAAAUUCAUUCUGUAGAUUAAUUGACUAAAACCCAUACAGUUAAUUGCUUAGAAUGGCUCUAAUGAGGUUGCAGCCCUCAGAAAGUACAUUAUCUGAACGUUGAAGGAUCCUUGUUCUGUAAAGCAAAGCAAACGUGGCGGGGAAGAUCACAUCGUGUUUGACUGAACUCAGAGGCAGGAUAUCUGUGAUGGGCCUCUCCAAGAAACUCAUGCCGGUGAAAUACUCCUGAUGGGAGAUGCUUCCAUUUCAAACUCACCAGUUUGAAAUGGAAGCAUCUCCUGUCACAAAUAUCUCUCGCCUUGCCUUGCCUUGCCAUGCAGUAACCUUGGCCAGUCUGGACCGAGAGACAGAAACUUCAACAUGUUCUCUUUUCACUACGUAAGGAACACUGACAGCUGCCCUUACACCAGGGCAGCCUGUAUCUCCAUCUAGUCCCUCUGCUGUCUAUGCCACCCUUCCUCUGCCUGGUACCUUCCAGAUGUUUUGGGCGGCAACUCCCAUCAUCCCACUAACCAUGAUGGUUAUGCUUAAGUCACCACGGUAGGAGGCAGUAAUGCUUGUGAAUAUCAGUUGCUGGAAACUGCAGGAGCAGAGGGUGCUCUUGUGCUUGGGACCUGCUUGCCCAUUUCCCACAGAAAACUGGUUGGCCACUGUAAGAACAGAAUGCUGGACUAAAUGGGCCACUGGCCUGAUCCUGCAGGUUCUUCUUAUGUUCUUCUCCUGGACUCUUGGCCAUGGUGGCUAGGACUCAUGGGGGGAGUUGUUGUUACAUCCUGUAUUUGAUAGUCACUUUUCUCACAAAGGUAGCACAAAGCAAGUUGCAAUAAAACCCAAUAAAAACAACAAUAAAAACCUAAAAGCAACAAUUCAAAUAAAAUACAAAAAAAAAAGGUUAAACAAAAAGGCAGGACUACAAGUCGCACUCCAGCAAAUGAGUAUGCAAUAUCCUUUAAAUUAAGGCAAGAACAACAUAUAAUUGUUUGAUUUUCUGGUAUGUUGCAGACACAUAUUAAUGCAAAAAUCAAGCUGUUUACAGCACUUUGCUUCUAUUUGGUGUCUAGCUGCAGCCUGAGCCUGAUAAGCACCAUCUGCUUUGGGCUGCAGUUCUUGACAUCCAGUGACAUUUGUGACAUGGCAGUGACUUUGGAAGGAUCUCUUCCAGCUUCUCCUUACCUCUGGCUUCUGCUAACACUGAAGUCUUCAUUUGUCUGCCUGCAGGAGAACCCAUCUGGACCCUUGACUCAUCCCACCUGCCCAGUGGGACCUUGGCUGCUCCAGCUGUAACUGUACCAGAUGUGGAUGGAGACAGGGUCAGUGAUCUAGUUGUUCUGGCCAUCGGAGAAACACAGGUAUGAGAUAUAAUCCCAUAUAUGCAGUGGUGAGGUAGGGAACCUGAUCUGGCUCUCCAAGCAAUAUUUUCCGCACAACCCUGCCAGGAUGCCAGUUGCCCCCUCCCUGGUCAUCAGGUCACUCACUUGAUUUGGGGCAGUGGGCACUGUCUGUCUGCAAGGGAGUGCGGUUGUGGAUGAGAGUGUCGGGUGGCCACAACUACUUUGGGUAUGCGGCUCCUGGAGAGUAGACCAACAGUAAACGUGGCACUUAGGCCAAAAAUGGUUAGCCAUCCCAGAAAAAACCAAUAUUCCAUAAAUGUGCUUCUUUCCCUGGAGCAAGAAAGCAGACUAAAUGAAAUGCAUUGUUAAGAAGUGGGAGCUGCAACAAAAUGUUGCAGUGUGGAGGGUUCCUCUUCACUGCUGUAGUCAAACAGCUGUGCUCUCCUCCGGGAUACUCCAUUCCAUCCCAUUCCUCCUUCCACCUAGUUUUCUGUCCCCUACAUUCCAUGGCCUCUGAGCACAUUCAGUCCUCAUUAGCCUGUUUCUGUGUCCUGCCCCCACUCCACUUAGAGGGGGGGCGGGUUUCCUGUAUUUUUUAAACUUCUGCAAAUCAUGGGGCUCCCCCAAGCCUCUGUUGUGUGUGCUGUAUAUCAGAAAUAUGGGGAAUGAUACCUAUCAUAGAAUUGUAGAGUUGUAAGGAACCACGAAGGUCAACUAGCCCAACCAGGAAUUGUUUGCCCAGCGUGGGACUCGAACUCAGGGCCCUGAGAUUAAGUGUCUCAUGCUCUACCAAUUGAGCUAUGACAAAGAGUUAUAAUUGUUAGUUUGAUUGAACGUUGAUUGCAUUUGCAUACUGCCUUUCUGCCAGUUUGCAGUUUUAAAAUACAAAAACAAAUAAGUGAUAUAAAUGUAAAGUUGGCCCUCUGGAUGGGGUGGGGGAAGGGACAGUCCAACUGGAGCAGGCCCCAGUGUUGUCUUGCCUGCCUGCCUUGCUUUCUUUCCUCUCACAGAACAGAUGGUGUCCCACCUCUCUCUCUCUCUCUCUCUCUCUCUCUCUCUCUCUCUCUCUCUCUCUCUGUGUGUGUGUGUGUUGGGAGAUGGGGCAGUCUGACUCUCCUGUAUACACACUUCUCAUACCCAUACAAGGCCUUUGCACCCAUUGUCUGAGAUGUGCUCAUCCUACUUUGCCUCUUAUCCUAUGCCUCCCCACCACCCACCAGCAGUUUGGCUAAUGAAAGCCUCUUCAGAUCUUGACAGCUUUAACAAGAAUUUGAUGCAGGCCCCUGGCUUCACUUAUGAAUGGAAAACAUUGUUGAAUGCAGCACCACGUGACUGGUGCAGCUUUAUGCACAGGGAAUGGAUGAUAGAUUGCAUUGUGAGGAAAAGAAGCUCUGCAUGCAUGCAAAUCCACCCUGACCACCCUAUGUCCACUUUCUGUCUCCCAUGUAGCCCGACUUGUGCUUCAUCCUGGUAUCUGGUAAAACCGGAAUCCCUGUGGGAGGCCCUGUAAAGUACAGCAUCAAUGGAAAUGGAAAACUGAUUGGCCCUCAGGCCCACAUCAGCAGCCAUGGAGCAGUCUACAUCCUGUUUGGCUUUGGUAAGGUGCCCUAUCUUUGUAGUUGAUAAAUGCCCUGGAAUUGGAAGAACUGCAAUUUAAGGCCCUCCGGAAACCAGUAAUCAAACACAUGUGGAAGGCAAUGAGCGCAUGAAAUGAUGCUCCGUAACAUUUGUUGCAUUUUACAUCUGUCUCAUGGCCUGUUUUUUGUGUGCAGUGCACUGAGAGCUCAAAAGACAAUAUUUUAUACCUGGGAAAACAUUCUUCUUCAAAUUGCCCAUUCUGUGCUAUUGUGCAUAGAAUAUGGUUGCACUGUGAGCAUGUCCAUACUAAUUGGAUGUUUUUGUGUAUGAUGUAAUUAGUGACAUUCAUCUCUGCAGCACUUUAUGGCCUUGUUUAGUUUAGACUUUAUUAUUUAUUUAUUUUUCUGUUUCUUUGAAGGUUAUACAAAUUAACUACAGCAAGUCAGCAGUAUUUUUUUUUUUUUAUUCUCUUAAAUGUUGGACAGUAGUAAGGCAGCUCUUUCUCUCCUUAACAACAAUGUGCUCCCUUUCUGUCAACCUCUUGUUUUGUUUCCUUUUUCAUUUUGAUGCCUCUCUGUUAUUGGACUGCAUGCAUAAAAAGUUUUUGUUUUGUUUAUUUUUAAAGAGGGAGGGGAAUGCAACACAGCCAUCCCUUCAUAAAAAGUCAUAUCCCACCCCCCAGAACAUGUGAACACUAUAUUGUAAUGAGAGUGUGGGAAUAAUCCGAGCGAUCUCUCAAGGAUCCCCAACUCUACCACUGCCACCAUGCCUGUUUAAAAAGAUGCAGCUAGAAUGGGGCAAACCAGUUGCAUGAGUGUUGCUGGGCAGGUUUGCUUUGUGUAGGGAAGAUUGGUCUGAAUGGCUGUCCAUUGUAUAGCUAACGAGAGGAGCAGAUAUUCCUUCUGGGAGGGGACAGGCCAGCUCUGUCUGCGUGAACUGAGACUGAGGUUUGGUGGGACAGACUGAGAGAGGCAUAGAGAGUGAGAGCGAUUCAAGGGGGCAGAGUUACUUUCUUCAGGAAUCAUGUGGCACUAGUGGACCCCCUAGAAAUCUAGUGGGGCAGCGGGAUCUGUUGGAAUGGCUUAAGCUUAAGAUAUUUUCUUACACAUUCUGUGUGAAUUAGCUUUCAUUCACACUUUUGCUCACUUCCCUGGAACCUUGUCACGAGGGGUGGUUAACCAAGUAUUUUAAAUAAAUACUCAACCUAUAUUUGCAAACAAGUGCAGCCAUUCCAAAAUGCCACUAAGCCCCCAGUGAUUUCAUUCCAAAGGAAACAGACCUGGAGCACCUGUUCCACCCCUGGAGUUCUCACCAUUUGGAGAAUUGGGGACAUGUAUCAAUAUUACUACAAGGGGCAUUGUGCAGAAACCAGAAUGUGGUUGGAUGAUGCUUUGACUGUGGGUGUAGAAAAGGUGCGUGCAUUCUGCUGAGCUGAUGUUCAGGUUUUUCCCUUCCCUUUGUACCUUGGAAGACCUGAUGCAAAGGAACUCUGUGUCUGCCAGGGAGACAACACUGAAUCCACUGAAAAAAGGUCAGCAGGAUUCUCAUCCAGUGGCUGGAAUAUGGCUCAGGCACACUUUGAUGAAACAUGUGGAAAGGCCCUCAUAGGAGUGUCCCUGCAGCAACCCUUGUACCUUCGCCAUUUCUGAAUUCGCUUCCUACCUUUGUUGAGAUGCAUCAGAAUUUUAGUCUUUGCUCCUUCCUGUCACCUAGGUAAUGUCCAGGCAGUCGCCUUGCGUGAUAUCUUUGCUCAAGCCAGAAACCGAGACAGCUUCCCACCAGUUCUGCAGCGUGAGGAGCCAGAGUGGGAGAAGCGCCGGUCCAUCAAUUUGUCAGAACUUAUUGACAUCUACAGGUGAGCUAUGAUCUCCUUUCCACCGUGUAGAACAUAGGCUUCCUGAAUCUCAACUCAAUAGCCUGUGAAUUACUUUGCAUAUGGAGAUGGCAGGCUCUUCCAUUGGGUAUACACAGCUGCCAGGAGUGUUUUUCAUAGCUAUAAUAAUGCCUUGCCUUAAGACAAAGGGGUUGAAGUUGAUAACCUUUGGCAUCUCUACACCUUUUUUUAGAUAACUGUAAUUGUUCAAAGUUAAGGAAUAUUUGGCUAUCUCUGUAGUUCAGUACAGAAUGUCUUGACAGCAGAAUUCUGUAUGCUGUUCCUUUGGUGUAUUGGUGAUACACACACACACACACACACACACACACGCACAUAAAAAUGAAUUCCUGGAUGCCAAGAUCCAAACUUGGGGCAAGUACUCUUUGGUGAGAGAACCCCAGCAGAGUCACAAAAUAUUUAGCAAAGUAAAGUGUGUAAAUAUAGGCUGUUAGACUUUUUAAGAUAUGCCCUUCCAAGUGAGUUCCAAAAUUUCCCUCUUUCCCCAGCAUAGGAAAAGACCACACAUUUGGUAAUUUAAAAAUGGUUUACUUACAAACUCUCCAAAGAUCAGGCUCAUGUGCUUUUCUAUAUGCUUAUCCUAUUCUUUUAACACUGUUCCCUUUCUUUGUUACGUUGCUUGAAAUCUGAUGAAUUACAAAGGUGUGCUUCGUAAGCUGCCUUGUGUUCAUCUGGUGAAAAUAGGCAGGGUGGAAGUUUAUAAAACAAAAUGACUAAAUAAAUGAUAGAAUGCAGUAAUAUGGAAGCCCAAUCACUUCACAUUUGCUCUCUGCCUCCCCCAGUGGAGGUGUUGAGUUUCUGCAGGCAGUAAAGUCUCCAGAUGGUAACUGCAGUGACCUCCUUGUGACUACGGAGCAUGGUUUGACCUUGCUGCGGGGACAAGACUUGGAGCCACGCUGGGAUCUGAAGCAGCAGCACAUUGACAGGUUACUGAGAUUUGCUUUUGUUUUUGCUUGAAAGGGCUCUAUCCGCAGCUUCUGCAUUCUCGUAUAUACUCCUCCCAUUCUCCAAAAGUCUGAUGGAGGAGGACAUCCUAUAUGCCAUCCUCUCUCUCUCUCCAGAUUGGUGAUCCACAGCUGUGGAACACCCUUCCCCUGGCUAUUUGCAAAUGCCCACAACAGAGCAUCUCAGAGCAGCUUAAAACUCAUUAAGUUGGACAAGUGUUUGAUCCCAGUGUUUUUACGUUUGCACUUAUGGUUGCAACCUGCUCUGAACAAACACUCUGAAUUCCGUAUAAGUAAUAAAAAGUAAGGAAUGACACGGACACUGUGAAGACAAGGAACAUGGGUUGGAUCUUUGGUCCAUUCUGGCCCUCUGCUUACUUAAACUACUAGUCAGUCUUCUUGAUAGCAACACCAAGAUUAUGGGAGUUCCUCCUUUGGGAAGCCCAGUUGACUCCAGUGAGAGGUAGGUGGGGAAUUGCCCCAAAUCGGGAUCGUUACAUGAGUGGUGCAAGACUCCUCUGCCUGAUUCAGGCUAUUCUCCCACUGCAAUCCUGUUAGACACAGCCCACAAUGUUCUGGAGGUCCUUCCUCAGAAGUCUGUUUGGGUGUUGCAGGAGAAGGAGGGGGACAAAGCUGCUUUCAUCUCACACAACGUUGACUGCAACCUAGUUGGAUCACUGUGGGCCAUGAAGUCUAGACAGGACAGCAAGAGUCACAGUGCUAGCAGCAUUUGAAGAGGUUUUCAUUUUAGCUUUCACACAGCUUGGGACAUUUCAGUGCACACAAAAGGUUCCAUUGUGCCUGGUCUUUGGGUGAGUGUGCACAUGUUCACUACUUGAUGAUGUGCUCAUGGGAAACUGCUGCCACAGACCAGACGCCACAGGUGAUAGCUCUCAUGCCACCUCAAGCACGAUUGUUUUCAACGGAGGCUGCUCUCAUGUUUAUGAAUUAGCGAAAUAAGCAGUUUGCUGCAGCCAGUGUAGUGCAGAUAUGAAGAGCACCAAACUACACUCCAGGAGUCCCGGGUUCAAAUCCCCACUCAGCCAUGACCCUCAUUAAGUGACGUACUCACAACCUAACCUACCUCAUAGCAUUGUUGUGAGGAUAAGAUGGUGAGGAAUGGUAAAAUAAAAAUACAAUUAAUAUUACAAUCAGUGGUAAGCUUCUGCAGAGCUCACGUGACUAGGAGAAAUUUAUAUUGGUUUUCACGGGCCUAUUGGCACAUUUUUAAAGGUCUGGAGGAUGUCAGGAUAGUUAAUGAAAUGUGUGCAUGCAAAGAAUGAGGGUAAUAAAACUGCAUGCUUUCAGGGUGAUGAACCAAUUACAUCAGCUCAGAGUUUUCUCUCAUUGUGUAUGGUUGGUGAGUAAUUGGUUUUGGAAGCCUGCGCUCCAUUGUCUGCCUUUUUCCUUCUCUUCUUCCUCUGCUGCAUCAACAAAUGGUCUUUUGCCCAUGCCAGAAUAGCACACUUGAUGGAUGAGCAACCUGAUCUCUUUUGGCAAAGCCUGGGUGUGCAGGAAUGCAGAUGAGUUCCGGUGAAAGGAAGUGUUGCCUCUGAGGGUGUGGAUGGGCUCAUUUUGGAUGCUUUAUUUGGCGCUCUCUCGUUUUGACGAUUGUUCUCUCCAUUUUCUUGCAGCCAGCCUUCCCCAGGCUACUUCAGUGAUGAUCAAACCUUGGACUUCCUGCUUCAGGCUCAGAUGGCAAACAACAUCACAAAACAGGUACGUUCACUAGCACUCUAGAGAACAGCACAGUUCUGUGCAUCUUUACAUGGAAGAAAUCCUAACUCUGUUUAGUGGGGCUUACCGCCUGGUACAUUAAUAUAGGAUAGCAACCUAAGGAUGACACAUCACAGUUUUGCUGUUAGUAACAGUAUCAGGAGGUAACAGCUGCAAGUAGUUUACAAGUAAUGAGCAAGGGGAAUCGACUGUUAUGUGCAUUAUGGAAGGUAAGGGCCAAACUAGACUAUGCAUCUUUGCAUUUAAUGGGUACGUUUUUCUAAGUGCAAAUAGCAGCCCCUGAAGGUCAGGGAUUGAAAAUCACUCCACUUGAAGCUGCUUGCUUGUGCUGGAAGGAAAUUCCCCACUGGUACCAACGGGGGAUCUUCUCCCAGUGCAAAUAGCAACCUCACAGAAGGGAUUUUCACCUGAACCGCAGUAGAUGUCACAUCUGAUCCCAAUAAUCACCAGCCCCACAAGUCCACACCACUGGUUGCUAUUUGCGUUAAACAAAAACAAAUCUAUGCACAUUCAACACAAAUACACAUUUAAAAUUACAUCCAUUCUGAGCCUGAGUUCAUAGAUUGAAGUGGACCAUUUUGGAUUGCAGGUUAGAGGGACCACCUUUUUUGAAUGCAGAAAGAUUAUAUAUUAAAAUCCCUGCCGGAUGCUCCUCAUAAGCACAAUGUGAGAGGGGUGGAAAGCUCUUCGAUUUGGGCCUCCAGCAACAGCUAAUCUGCUAAUAGUGCCUCUGAAUAUGGAGGCUCAAUUUUUAAUCCUUGUGAUUCCAGAUCUUAUUUUUCUUUUCUCCUUUCCCUGUCUCUUUCCAUCUGUUGGACUCUUGGGUUCUUCCUUUUCAGCUGCUAGUGGUGGAUGGUAAAUCAGGAGAAAAGAUCUGGAGCUCUGAGCUACCAUGUCACAUGAAGAAAACAGACGCCCUCUCGGUGAUGACUUUGGACAAAAAAUCUGUCUUUCUCUUCUGGGCUAAUGAGAAGCAGUCUCUCUUAAAAAGCUUGGUAAGUGAGAGCCCAGCUCCCCAGGUUAGAGGAGGCAUUGUGUAGGGGUUUCGUUUCCGACAAACAAAGGGGGAUGUGGCUUUAGUCCAUUGGCCCUGGAAGCCAGGUAUGCUUGUGGACAGGCACACAGCCAAUGAGGAAAGGCGUUUUGCAGGUGCUCAUUGGCAUUUUCCUUUUCCUUUUUAACUUCACAUAUUUACAGGACUCAGCCCUGGUCUGAAAAUAGGUUUUUGGGUGGCGCUUGACACAGGUUCAGCCUUGUGCAGUACGUGUGUGUGUUUUGAUCCUCUUCAAUUAUCCUGGUGCUCAGAUCUGUCAUCGGGGAGAGGGCUGCUAUUGAACUUACAUGCAUGGUUGAUUUUUCAAAUUCCUGCUACCUCUGUAAGAUCCACAAAAUUAGAACAUUGUCGAACAGGACCUGUUUGUCAGGUCCCACACAGUCUUACUGGGGAAAGCUUUGGUACAGUGUGUUUAUGCAAGAGAAGGACACAUCACGAAGCAAAUGAAACAGUGCUUCUGGGAGUGUUUACAAAGGCUUAGGUGAGACCUUCUUGUUGCCAUUAGCCAAAAAGCUACAUUGUGCUUAGAAUCUACUACCUCCUUAGCUGCACAAAUGCUUGGUCCAUUCUGUCUGCAAAAUCUGCAUUUGUGCUUGCUAUUCAUCCAGCAGCAUCCAUGUGGCUCUCCGAUUGGAUUUCUGCAUUGUAGCCAAGCCUCCUGGUGUCAUGUAAAAGCACUGCUUCUUUGGGUGUAAAGGUCAUAGAGAGACUCCACUCUCCUUUAAGAUGUCUCUGUACUGCAUUUUGAGAGUAUGCAAGAGUCUGUGCAUAGCAGAAAGAUGAGAUCUUAGCCUGUGGAGAGAAUCACUUACAGUGGUGCCUUCACUUACAUUCUCUGAUCUCCGGGAUGUCUCUUCUUAACACUGGCUGAGUUUUACCUCCCAGUGGUCGCACCAGAUAGCUGCAAUGAGCAUGGAAGACAAGACUAAACAAUAGAUGUGUGAGAUAACUCUAUGACAGGUACGUCCAAAAGAUAGAGCAUGAUCUACUGGUAGAUCACUGGACGUCCGUGGUAGAUCACUGGUAGAUCACUGUCUCCCCCCCCCCCCAAAGAAGCUCCACAAGUUUGGUUCCCUUUUUUUUGCCCUCAUCUCUAAAAGCUCAUCAACUUGGACCUUAACCCCCCAAAAAGGGGGUAGAUCACUGCCAGUCUUUAAUUCUGUGAGUAGAUCACAGUCUCUUGGGAGUCGGCCGCCCCUGCUCUAUGAGAUAAAGCAGAGACCUUUCCUGGCACCAGUUUUCAUUUAGUUCCCACCUUGAAAAUCCACUGAGUUCUACUUGGGUGAGAUCAAUAUUACCAUCCAUGUUAACUUCCAUGAACCAGUGCUAACCAGCAGGUAAACUGGCACUCCUGAAAGCAUAGGUAGGUAUAAGCCUACACCAGACAUGGUCUCAGACAAAUUACUGCCUCCCAGCUUCAGCUCUCUAACUUUUAAGAGCGUAUCUAAAUCACAAACGGCUAAUUCUUAUGGUUUUCCCCAAAGAAACCUGGAAAUUGUAGCGAAUGAAAACAGUAACCUUAUACUUCUCACAGGCAUUGUAAAGCUAAGGGAGAAGAUGAACAUGGUUUGGUGCAACUUCCUAAGUGGUGGUGAAAUGCCGUGGGCUGGUUUUAACUGAAAGUUAAGAGGAGUAUGAUUGCAAUGAUGACAAAUGCAGUGGUUGAGAGGCCCCCACGACAGAAAGCAAACAAACCCCAGAAAUUUACGGAGGAAAUGGAUGAUUCAUGACUUUGUCGUUGUUGUUGUUGUAGGAGCCCAGCCCAAGAGUUCACCAUCUUUAUCUCCUUCAUCCCAGUUUCCCUACAAUCCUCUUGGACCUGAGCAACACAACAGGCACAGUGACUGCUUCAUCCAGUAAGUAUGCACGGGUGUAGGGAAAAAUAAACACACACACACACACACACACACACACACACACACACAGGUCCAAGUAGAUCAGGCAUCCCCAACCUGUGGCCCUCCAGAUGUUUUGGCUUACAACUCCCAUCAUCCCUAGCUAACAGGAUCAGGCGUCAGGGAUGAUGGGAAUUGUAGUCCUAAACACCUGGAGGGCCAAAGGUUGGGGAUGCCUGAAGUAGAGACUUAAUACCUUCCCAAUUUAUGGUGGGUAAUGGUGGUUCUGCUGUCUUCGUUUCUAGCUUGCUCAUGGGGCUUAAGUUAAAAAUUGUUCUGUGUAUGCCUACAACUUGGCUGAUAGCCUAAUAAUAAUAAUAAUUUAUUAUUUCUACCCCACCCAUCUGGGUGGCUCCAGCCACUCUGAGAAAAGUGGGUUGUGUAAUUUCCCCCUGUCAUCUAAGGCAGGGUGAGAAACCUCAGGCACUAGGGCUGAAUGCAGCCCUCCAGACCUCUCGGUCUGACCCUUGCAACUCUUCCUAGAGCCAUGCCCCUUUCCCAAGCCACACCUUCUCUCUCUUGGCCACACCCCUCACCAGCCCUAUGCCACACUCUCAGGGAGUGCUUUUGCCUGGAUGGAAUAUGUCCUCUUGCUUGCCUAGGUGGAGGAUGGUGGGGCGUGUGUGUGUGUAAACCUCUGGUUUUUGUGUGGCAGAAAACAGCCUGUUGUAUAAAGAUAAAAGUCCUAUCCAUUGCUCCCCUUUUGCCCCUGGUCCACCUGCCACUGACAUGCGGCUGGUUUUCUAAUUUUUAUAUUGCACUUGUAACUUGCCACUUGUAACCGUGUUCGCUAGAGCCAGAAAUGCUGGUUGCGGCUGCAAUCUUCAUAUCAGGUUCUGCAGAGACAUUUGUAUUCAUUGCAGAGCUCCACACCGCAGAGCACUGUGAUUGGAUUUUUUUUCUAUAAGUAGAAGCCAAGCCCCUGCACAGUUAGAAAUAGCCAGUGGAAGUUAGCCUGGUCAUCUGAUCUGAAUGCAGUUAAUUGCUUAAUUUGUGAGCACACCCCAGUGUUUCCUUUUCCCUUUGCAUCUGCCAGUUGGAAUCAAUGAUCUUCAAAAAGACGCAUUUUAUAUCACCGUGACCACAAGCCCCACCUCUGAGCACCAGCCAGGGUUUCUGUCGGUCAGUAAACUCCGCCUGAGGUGGGCCCUGAUGACGCAGAGCCGAGAGGUACCCCUGAAGGAGAGUGACCCCAAAAUCAACCGCGGGGAAUUGAGGCGAUUUCUCUCCAGGAUCAAAUUCACUGAUUUUGCUCACAAGGUGAGAUGUUUUGAAGAGGUCUUUGGUAAAGAUGUGCACGUGAGAGGGAGGAGAAUCGAAAGGGCUGCCCUUUUGCAAAGAAAGCGAAUAGCAAUGUCUGAUGGGCCUGCUUGCUUCUUUCCGAAAUGAAAUGAUUCCCACAACUGAUUCUUUUUUCCCUGGUUGCACAAAUCACAGCUAGAUUCAAGGCUACAUAUGAGGCUAAUGCUAGUGACUGAUGCCAAACCCCGAUGUAGAGAGAUGCUGGGCACACUCCCCCCUUGCAUGCCCCCCCCCAUGCAGAUUCUGAGUCAUAAGCCUUUGUGUGCUUGCUCAAGCCUGACUCAGCUUGGUGCAAAGUGAGAGGAGGUCCUGCCCCCCCCCCAACACACUGUUGCUGUUCUAAUUGAUUUGACUGUGCCUCACUUAAAGCCUAAGGCCCUGCAGAAACCUGCAGGCAGCCUCGCUGCACCCGACUGACACCCAUUUUCUCCCUCUCUCCCCAGUUCUAGCCAUUUGCUUCCUCGGGCUUUCUGAGCAACGUGACAAAACCGUGGGCCGCGAUAUCAGCAGGCCAAGGUGGUUAGCCAGACUUUGUGAUGCAUUCAGUGCGUUAAGGAAGGAGCCUGAAAGACUAGCUGCUACUCACCCUUGUGAAUGGCCACCUAAUGCUGGGAGGCUGGACUGGCGGUGACCCUCUGGCAUCCUGACUUGAUGGAAUACUGCUUGACCUGUUUGUUGCUGCUCCCUGCCUACAUCUUUCCUUCUGGGUAGAUUGAACAUACAAAUUUAUGCAGAGACACUAGAGUGUGUGUUUGUGUAUAUAUAUGUGUGUGUAUAUAUUUAUAUAUUGUAUUUUUAAUUUAUGAAGUGUUUCAGGAAGCUCCUACUUUAUCUUAAAUGCAUAGCAACGUACUCUGCAUAGUGUGGCCUUGGCUCAUAACUUUCAUUCUUUGGGUUCUUUCAGUUCUUCCUUCUCUUUUGUUUUAGGACUGGGCAAAGAUGACCCAUGGCUCUCAAAGAUGGAGUUCAGCUCCCAUCAGCUCCAGCCAGAGUGGUCAGGGAUGUUAGGAGCUGUAGUCCAACAAGAUCUGGAGGGUGUUGGGUUAUGGUCAUUGCUGUGUCCCGUUCAGUUCUUCCUCUCUCCACCCCACAUCUCCCAAACCUGAGAGGCAUUGUGCCCUUUAGUGCUGAACGAUUGCAUACACUCCUACCUUUUGGUCAGAGCCAGGCUGGGUUUGGUGCUGUUUAACUAAAAGUCUGUGUCCCAUUCUCAAAUCUCCCUUUUUCUGAACCAUGCUGGGAUCACCUGUUCGAGGGUCUACCGUAGUUUCGUAUAACCAAAAGAUAACAAAGCUUCCAUUGCAGUGCUCAUGUAGAUUUUCUGUAGUGGCACACAAGCAAUGCCUGAAACAUUCCAUGGGCUUGCAAUGUCCUAUACUUACUGCAACCCUACUAAGAGUGGUCUCUUUUCAAGAAGGGUUCCAACAUCUGCACAAAGAUGUACGAUUAGCAUUGAGCUCUGCCUCUGGCAAAAACAGGCCAGCAGGUGUUGUGACCAAGUCACUAGGAAUACCCAGUUAUGAUGUUUAUGUUUAGAAGCUAUUGUUGGCUAGAGUAUACAUAGAGCAUCCUAUGGGAGCAUCUCUUACCUAGCAGAGGGAUGUAUGUAAUAUACAUUCUCCACCCUAUGGAACAGGAGUUUGUUUAGAUAGGCUUAUCUUUACUUUGUCAACUGGAUUGUGUCCAAAACGCAAUUUUCUCCUGAAUGUGUUUAGUCUGCCCAGUAUUCUGAUUGCAGGAGAACCUCAGGCUGUGUUGUUAUAGGCAACUCUGUGAUUCAUCUUUGUAUGUGGGAAAACCAACUAUGUUCCUGGAGCAAUGCACAAAAGCUCUGAAACAGCUUCUUCAUUAACACUCCCUUCCCUGUGUUAAAGUUGUCUAAGAUAUUCCUCUUUUCUAGCUGGGAAUAAAAAGCCUGUUCAGAUUUCCUCUCUUUUUGCCUGUUGGCAAAAAUGGUUUGUUUUACAUGGCACAAGGCUCCUUCACUCUUUCAGCCAUAUCCCAUAAUUCAGUUAUUUUCUUCAGCCGUGAAAUUAAUUAGACCAGGAGCAGUCUGCAAUCUGAUGUACUUGACUGUUGCUCUGCUGGCUGCUUUUGCACUGGGAGAUGCAGCUGCAAAUAGGAGGUAGCAAAUCAGAGUGAGCAAGCUUUCACAUCCUUGUUGUAAAGUUUCCCUUCCCUCCACUAUAUUUUCCUAAUGAUUAAACCACUGAUGCUGGAUCAGGACUAGUGCUGUGGUAGCAGUGAGGGAGAAGCCACUCUUGUUGGCUCCACACAAAUUACAACCUGUACAUAGCCAUAUUGCAUCUCUUGUAAAUGUCUCUUCUUCCUUAGCUUUCAUCAUGAUACCAAUCGGAGGCAGGGCCUCAUUCCACCUUUCCCCUUUUAAUCCCCGAGCUUUUGAAGAGUUUGUAUAAGUAGAAUAGGAGUCUGAGUCUAUACUUUUCUAAAUACUAGCACAGCGCAUAGCACUUGUCUUCCCCCUGCCGUCUCCUAGGCGUGGCCCUUGCUUAGAAAUAAAGGUAAUCGCUCAAGGCAUACAAAUUGGUUCUAGAGUUUCCUCAGUAGGUAGAACUCCCAUGCUCCUCAGCCCUAGCUGGCAAAUGUUGCAACACCCCUACUUGAAAUGGUACAUGCCCUCCAUUGCGUCCUUUAAUGCACCCACUUGGUUUGUAUUGCUUGGUGACACUGGGCCUUCCAUAAUGUGAAUUUUCCCCCCUCCACGUCUUGUGUGCACUUUAAAUAACAAUCUUGUCUGUAUAUUAUUUGAACUGUGAACCAUGAUGGGAUAAAUAAAAAUCAUGUACAGCACA